AUGUCAUUUGUGAAUCGUCCAACAGUAGUGCCACCAUAUGGAUUAAUUUGUGAUGUGCUUUGGUCUGAUCCAGACGAUAAAUAUAACGGUUGGGCGCUGAGUCCGCGUGGUAUAUCGUUUACGUUCAACGAGCGAAUCGUGAAAGAAUUUUGUGAUGCUCAUGGUAUUGACUUGAUUGUGCGAGGGCAUCAACUCACUGUUGAGAUGAUGAAAACGGGAUAUCGUUUCUUCGCAGGCGGACGUCUUGUUAGUAUAUUCUCUGCAGCUGAUUAUACGAAUAUGAAAAAUGAUGCGUGUGUUUUGCACAUUUCUAAAAAAGUAUGUUUGUAG
Messenger RNA from Anisakis simplex (herring worm), 330 nucleotides. Lineage: Eukaryota; Metazoa; Nematoda; Chromadorea; Rhabditida; Anisakidae. The record is from the annotation of a GenBank genome assembly.